Messenger RNA from Prunus armeniaca (apricot), 171 nucleotides. The record is from the annotation of a GenBank genome assembly. Lineage: Eukaryota; Viridiplantae; Streptophyta; Magnoliopsida; Rosales; Rosaceae.
AUGAAGGUGAGGGUUUGGCUUGCAAAAGGAAAAGGUGUUCGAAGGUUCAGUACUUCGAAUGAGUCUGUGCAGAUGACGGAAGCAGAAGCAUGCAAAGGGUUUGACUUGUUCUGUGAGUUUGCAACAUGUGUUGUCCCAAGCUACAACUGGGACGGGAUCGCCAUGGAGUAA